This is a messenger RNA of Cololabis saira (Pacific saury), 1741 nucleotides long. It is a transcript of the gene zcchc4, whose product is annotated as zinc finger, CCHC domain containing 4. NCBI's taxonomy places the organism in Eukaryota, Metazoa, Chordata, Actinopteri, Beloniformes, Belonidae. The transcript has 13 exons. Gene Ontology annotation, molecular function: rRNA (adenine-N6-)-methyltransferase activity; nucleic acid binding; zinc ion binding. The record is from RefSeq and is a predicted model, not a curated record. Gene Ontology annotation, cellular component: cytoplasm; nucleolus. Bases 101 to 1579 code for a protein of 492 amino acids. Gene Ontology annotation, biological process: rRNA methylation.
UCUGCGCGACGAGCAGCCGCAUGUCCCACUUCUCGGCGUUAAUCUCUUCCACGUUUUUAAGUUUUUCUGUGAAAUUUCUUCAUUUCUAACCCGCAACCAGAUGGAUAUAAACGAAGAAAACCCCGACAGUCUCUGGAUAGACGUUGUCAUCCCGGAAGAUGGUAAAACAGCCCCUUGUUGCCCGCACGGACCAACUUUACUGUUUGCGAAGACCUGCAAGGGGAAAGACGAGGGCCGGCGGUUUUAUGCGUGUUCAGCCUGCAGAGACAGAAAAGACUGCAACUUCUUCCAGUGGGAAGAUGAUAAGGUGUCUGAGGCCAGACUGCAGGCUCGGGAAGCUCAGAACCAGUCGAAGAGGCCUCGCUUCACACAGUCAGAGCUCUGCAGCAGGUUGCAGAAAUUCUCCUCCCUCCCUCCGGACAAGAAGCGGUUCUGCCAGGACUGCCAGGUUCUGCUCCUGCCGGCGGAGCACGCCGCCCACACCGCCCACAGCACGGCGGCGCUGACGCCGGCCCAGCUGAGACGGCCCAGCGUCCUGCUGACGCCGCUGGACAACAAGAAGAGCAACGCCCAGUACCUGUUCACCGACCGCAGCGCCGGCUUCCUGCUAGACACGCUGGCCGCGCUGGGGUUCACCAAGGUGCUGUGUGUGGGAACGCCCAGACUGCAGGAGCUGAUCAAGCUGCGGAACCUGGACCGGAACCACCAGCCCAUGAGGAGCCUGCUGCUGGACAUCGACUACAGGUACGCGCAGUUCUACAGCCCGGAGGAGUUCUGCCACUACAACAUGUUCAACAAUCACUUCUUUGCUGGAGAGUCCUCUGUUGCAGUGCUGGACCACUUCCUCACGGAGCAGGACGGGGAGAAGGUGGUGCUGGUGGCCGACCCGCCCUUCGGAGGCCUGGUCAAGCCUCUGGCCAACACCUUCUCUCUCAUAUCCCAGAGGUGGAGGAAGCUGCAGAGCCCCGGCGGUGACGCCGACAUGCCCACCAUGUGGAUCUUCCCGUACUUCUUCGAGCCUCGUAUCCUGGAGUGUCUGCCGUCCUUCACCAUGCUGGACUACCAGGUGGACUACGACAACCAUCCUCUGUACAAGCACGGGAAGACGGGCAGGAAGCAGUCUCCGGUCCGACUCUUCACCAACAUGGCCGCCAGAGACAUCGUCCUGCCAGGAGACGAGGGAUACAGGUUUUGCGCCGCGUGUGACAGAUACGUUUGCUCGCUGAACAAACAUUGUGCCAAGUGCGACCUCUGCCCUUCCAAGGACGGCCGUGAGUGGAAGCACUGCUCCUCGUGCAGCAGAUGUGUCAAACCAUCCUGGAGACACUGCGGGUCGUGUGGGCGCUGCGCCCUGCCGGACCACCCCUGUGGCCCCGCCGGGGCCCCCCAGGGCUGCUUCACCUGCGGCAGCCUGAAGCACAAACGCAGGGGCUGCCCGCUCAUGAAGCACCACACCAGUCCUGGGCCUAAAUCCAAACACGCUGGCAGGAACGCUUCCCCUCAUCCUCUGAAGAUGAAGAACAAGAGGAAGUCUGGGGCAGCUCGCCGGGCCAAGAGGGCGUCUGCUCCGGCGGUGUGACCUCCACGCCGGCGGUGUGACCUCCACGCCGGCGGUGUGACCUCCACGCCGGCGGUGUGACCUCCACGCCGGCGGUGUGACCUCCACGCUGCCACGGAGGCUUCUCUUUCAUUAACCGUGUUUACUGUUGUCUGAGCAAAAUAAAUCUUGAAUAUAACACGA